Molecule: messenger RNA, 1186 nt
Organism: Arachis duranensis
Lineage: Eukaryota; Viridiplantae; Streptophyta; Magnoliopsida; Fabales; Fabaceae
Product: protein ALUMINUM SENSITIVE 3
Exons: 3
Coding region: 108-956 (282 amino acids)
Biological process (GO): response to aluminum ion
Source: RefSeq, a predicted model, not a curated record
AGCGCAUAUUGAAGGGAAGGCUGUUUCUUUGAUCUUUAUUUUAUUUUAUAUAUUCUAUUUCCCUUAUAAUCUCAACCAAUAAUAUCUCAAUAACCACCACCAUAGCCAUGGAAUCUUUCUUUGUUAGGAACAACACAUUUUUUCAGCGGGAAGAGGAUACGGGCAUGGACUUGGCAUGGAUGAUUGAGUUCCUGAAGGGCAUGGUGAAGCCGGUGGCGGCAACCGCAGUGGUGGGCCUAGCAGUGGGCUUGUCUUUCUGGCAGAAGCUGGGCCUAGAGUCCGAGAUGUUUGUUGCCAUUGUGAGGGCGUUUAUUCAGCUCUCUAUCAUUGGCUUUGUUUUGCAGUUCAUAUUCAAUCAGGGUAAUGCUGGAUGGAUCAUUCUAGCAUACCUUUUCAUGGUAUCAGUGGCUGGUUAUACAGCGGGGCAGCGAGCGAAACACGUGCCUAGCGGAAAGUAUGUGGCGGGUGCUUCCAUACUGACCGGAACAUCGGUGACCAUGUUUUUGCUGGUUAUAUUGAAUGUGUUCCCUUUCACUCCCAGAUACAUCAUACCUGUCGCCGGCAUGUUGGUCGGAAACUCUAUGACUGUAACCGGAGUUACCAUGAAGAGACUUCGUGAUGACAUUAAGACUCAAAUCAACUUGGUUGAGACGGCUUUGGCGCUUGGCGCGACCCCACGACAAGCUUCUCACCAGCAACUGAAGAGGACUCUGAUCAUAGCACUAUCUCCGGUGAUAGACAACACAAAAACAGUGGGUUUAAUAUCUCUUCCCGGAGCAAUGACUGGUCUAAUCAUGGGAGGUGCGUCGCCAUUGGAAGCGAUUCAGCUGCAGAUUGUAGUGAUGAACAUGAUGAUUGGUGCAUCCACUAUGAGCAGCAUAAUGGCCACUUACCUUUGUUGGCCAUCAUUCUUCACCAAGGCCUAUCAAUUGGAGACCAAAGUCUUCACAGAUUGAUUCCGUUACUCCAAACCACAAAUUUUUAAAUGAUUAAUUCUUCAUCCCCAUGAUUCAGUGUGACAAUAAUUCUUUCUGUUCAAGUCACCUCUAACUGUAUAGGAUUGGGUUGUUUUGUUAGUCAAUUUUGGUUUUUUAUGGAACAAGCUAAGGUCAUUGUGUUUUGAUUCUCAACAUUACUUUGUGUGUAAAAAUGCGAUCAAAUCAAAGUGUUACUCUGUUGAAUAUUA